GCGGAGGAGUAGUUUCUUCCUUUGAUUUAUCUGUUCGACCUGAUUACAGUAUGCUCUAGAUAAUAGUUUGGUUGAUUGAUUUCAUGUUUUAGAGAGGAUCUAUUCAAUGAAGUUUGAUUUUAGUUUUUUUUUUUCAAAAAAUAAUUUAAAAUGUUUGCUUCGAUGUUCUUAAAAAAAAUUAGGCCUUUGUUUUGAAUUUCCUCAGUUGAUUAGCUUGUGAUUUUGAUGUUCUUUGCUUCGAUGUUCUUUGUUGUUUGUUUUUGUUGAAAUAUAUGCUUGCAAGUUGUAUUUACCAUCUACAAAGUUAUGGACCACAAAGAGCUUUCUUUGUGUGGUAUAAACUAAGCAAUAUUUCUUUCCCAUGUAUUACUAUACUGUGUCAUUGCAGCUAUUGUUGUUUCAGACAGAAGGACCAACUGAAAUGGAGAAGAAUGUUGAAGAUAUGCCACCGAAUGCAGAACCUGAUAUUAAUAUUGAAGGCCCCAGUACAGGAAACUUGGACAGUAAUCAGAAUCAGGAGGGCUUUUGGAGGUGAUGAUUCAGAUGUUGGAUCCCCCAGGAUUAAUCUCACAGCAACAGCAAAAUCAAAUCCUCCUGUAGAUUCUCAGUCACUUAGAGAGUCUGACAUUCAAUUAAAUAUGUUUCUUUUAGAUUUUAUUUUAUUAUUUUAUUUUUUUUAGGAUUUGGGUGAAUUUUAUAAUUUAAAUAUGUUUUUAUGAACAUGUACAAUUUAAUUGUUCUUUGUAAAAUAUUGAAUUUGAUGGUU
This is a messenger RNA of Camellia sinensis, 766 nucleotides long. NCBI's taxonomy places the organism in Eukaryota, Viridiplantae, Streptophyta, Magnoliopsida, Ericales, Theaceae. The record is from RefSeq and is a predicted model, not a curated record.